Rhincodon typus (whale shark) is the source of this 3591-nucleotide messenger RNA. Its product is annotated as dual 3',5'-cyclic-AMP and -GMP phosphodiesterase 11A-like. Gene Ontology annotation, molecular function: protein binding; 3',5'-cyclic-nucleotide phosphodiesterase activity. The record is from RefSeq and is a predicted model, not a curated record. Gene Ontology annotation, biological process: signal transduction. The transcript has 20 exons. NCBI's taxonomy places the organism in Eukaryota, Metazoa, Chordata, Chondrichthyes, Orectolobiformes, Rhincodontidae. The coding region runs from base 1 to 2637 and encodes 878 amino acids.
AUGUCGAGUUCUACAAAGCUAGACUUCUCCGAAGUGGAAACUUUCCUGGAUAAUCAUCCAGAUCUUUUUGAAGACUACUUGCUGAGGAAAGGCAAAUAUAGCGCGGUGGAGAAAUGGCUCAAGCAGCAUCAUCUCAGCAAAACCCCACCGACUCCCACUUCGGGGGAGAAGGGCACUGCCGCUAAGGAGUGCUGGGUGACCAAAGGAGAUGGCGUGCAGAGGAGACCCUCCCAGCGGGAACUCAGAAAAAACUUUGCCAGAUCUAAGGCGAUGACCGUCAACAGGACUUACGACGAGCAUGUGAACUCCAGGGACAAGGAACCACUCUCCAGCAUGAGGAGGCGAGCUCUCCUCAGGAAAGCCAGCUCGCUACCUCCCACCACAGCCCACAUCUUGAGCGCCUUAUUGGAAUCUCGGGUCAAUAUCCCCCAGUAUGCAUCCACGGCGAUCGACUAUAAAUGUGAACCCAGGGAUACCAACGAGAGAGAAUUCUUUCUGGAACUCGUCAAAGACAUCUCCAAUGACUUGGACCUGACCAGCCUGAGCUACAAAAUCCUCAUUUUUGUCUGUAUCCUUGUCGAUGCCGACCGAUGCUCCUUGUUCCUUGUGGAAGGAACUUCCAAUAAAAAGACUCUAGUAUCCAAAUUCUUCGAUGUGCACGCAGGGACCACAGUGCUACCUUCGUGCAGUAUGGAAAACUCGAACGAAGUGCAGGUCCCCUGGGGGAAAGGAAUCAUUGGUUAUGUGGCGGAACACGGGCAGACGGUCAAUAUUCCUGAUGCUUACCAGGUUCAUUCAAUUAACACUUCGAAGAACAUCUCCAGAGGGUCUCCAGAGGACCGUCGCUUCAGAGAUGAAAUAGAUAAAUUGACCGGAUACAAGACAAAAUCCCUUUUGUGCAUGCCAAUUCAAAACAGCGAUGGUGAGAUUAUUGGUGUAGCCCAAGCUAUAAACAAAAAUCCAGGAGGAGCUCCCUUCACUGAGGAUGAUGAAAAGGUGCUGGGGAUGUACCUCCCAUUUUGCGGAAUUGCAAUUUCAAAUGCUCAGUUGUUUGCUGCUUCCCGAAAGGAGUAUGAUAGGAGCAGGGCUUUGCUGGAAGUAGUCAAUGACUUAUUUGAAGAACAAACAGAUUUGGAAAAAAUCGUGAGGAAAAUAAUGCACCGAGCGCAGACAUUGCUGAAAUGUGAACGCUGUUCUGUCCUGCUCCUGGAAGACAUUGAGUCUCCAGUGGUAAAGUUUACAAAAUCAUUUGAACUCUUGUCCCCCAAGUGCAGUGCAGAUGCUGAAAACAGCUUUAAAGACAGCAUAGAAAAAUCAUCCUAUUCAGAUUGGCUAAUUAACAACAGCAUUGCUGAGCUUGUAGCUUCAACAGGUCUCCCAGUGAACAUCAGUGAUGCAUAUCAAGAUCCACGGUUCGACGCUGAAGCUGAUCAGAUUUCUGGCUUCCACACCCGUUCAGUUCUGUGUGUACCAAUAUGGAACAGUGCCCAUCAGAUAAUUGGUGUGGCACAGGUCCUCAAUAGGCUUGAUGGAAAGCCAUUUGAUGAUGAUGACCAGAGACUGUUUGAGGCAUUCGUAAUUUUCUGUGGACUCGGUAUCAACAACACCAUUAUGUAUGAUCAAGUGAAGAAAUCCUGGGCAAAGCAAUCUGUAGCUCUUGAUGUCCUUUCAUAUCAUGCUACAUGUUUAAAGACUGAAGUAGACAAAUUUAAGGCAGCAAACAUCCCACUUGCCACUGAACUCAGUAUUGAUGAAUUCCAUUUCAAUGACUUCUCUCUUGACAAUGAUGCUAUGAUCACUGCAGCCCUCAGAAUGUUUAUGGAGCUUGGAAUGGUGCAGAAAUUCAAAAUUGAUUAUGAGACUUUGUGCAGGUGGUUACUGACUGUUCGUAAGAACUACAGGAUGGUUCUCUACCACAAUUGGCGGCAUGCAUUUAAUGUGUCUCAAUGCAUGUUUGCAAUACUGACAACUGCAGAUUUUCAGGAACUUUUGACAGACACAGAAGUUCUUGGUCUAAUGGUAGGCUGCCUGUGUCAUGACUUGGACCACAGAGGCACUAACAAUGCUUUCCAAGCAAAGAGUGGGUCGGCCUUAGCACAGCUGUAUGGCACCUCAGCUACUCUAGAACUACAUCAUUUCAAUCAUGCAGUUAUGAUUCUUCAGAGUGAGGGGCACAAUAUUUUUGCAAGUCUGUCUUCCAGGGUGUAUAGUGACAUCAUGCAGCUUUUGAAACAGUCAAUACUAGCAACUGAUCUGACACUCUACUUUGAGCGAAGAAUGAAGUUUUUUGAACUUGUUAAUUCAGGACAGUACAACUGGAACAUAAAGGAUCAACGAGAAAUGCUCAGAACUGCUUCCCUGCUCCAGAUUUCACCUGUGGGGCUCGCCAGCUCCUCCAUUCCCAUCCCGGCCAUUUUUGACCGUAAUAGAAAAGAUGAACUCCCAAGACUGCAGUUGGAAUGGAUCGAUGGGAUAUGUAUGCCCCUCUAUGAGGCUCUGGUGAAGGUCAAUGCAAAACUGAAGCCAAUGCUACAUGGGAUUAAAAGAAACAGGUGCAAGUGGGAGGAGAUGCACCGAAAAAGACAAGGGAGCAAAGACAACGGCAGCUGCAGUAUAUCCACGCAGGACAUCAGUUAAAACCCCAGGCAUCGGCUUGUGAGGAUCAGCUUGACUUGGCCAUAAUUCAACUGGAUCAAAAAUUCUUCAGUUGUGAUUUGCAAGGGUGAUUGGCACAGCUGAAAUCCCCACUGAGUUGCUGCAGGAUGCAGCAUCCCUUUGCUCCCAAUUGAGAGAGAGAAAACAAUAAAUAAGUAAUGCAAUGCAACUAUCCAGUUGAAUGCUUCCAUCUGAAAAAAAACUGUUAGGAAGUGCAGAAAGUUUCUUCAGUGGUGCACAGAUAAUGUAGCUUCAUCCAGCGGUACUAGUUGCUAAGGGUUUGCUGUCUUCUGCAAAAAAGUAUGAACAUGAUAAGCAGGUUUAAUGAACAUCUAUUAUUUAAACACCAGGAUAGAGGACUGGAGUUUUCUGUGCAUCCUUUGUUAUUCUGCAUCAGCCAAAUCUGCUAUAAGCCAGUUAUUGCCUGCCUCUAUGUUCUCGUAAUGCUGGAAUGUUCUUGUGGUAUUGUUUUCUAUUUUGCAGAUACUUUUCUGAAAAGUUUUCUAUUUAAUUCUUCUCAAUGUGAGGAUGCGUCGAAAUCAGUUCUCUGUAGUGAAGAAAAUGUGAAUGAUAAAUGUAUGGAGGCAAAACCCUUUUACAUGCAAUCUUUGGCAGGUGGAGCUGUGGUGGUUAGGAAGUAUCUGUAAGAGAAUGUGAGAACACAGCUUUGCUUUUUGCUAAAAGCAAGACCAUUUUUACAUCAGUCGUGGUUGAAGUUGUAUGUUAAACAGAAUGCAUAAGGAAGCAAAUCAAAUCGGAGCUGUACAAUUAGCAGGCAUGGGAUUUUGUCAGCAUGAAAAAUUCAUACCAAACAACAAAGAUCCUUCAGCUCCAUGUGACUUUUCUCACAGCUAAAGAGUCAGAGGGAUCACUACCAGGGUAGAAACUGAACUGGCUACUUAUGCCUAUAAGUUGCCACGCUUGAUUUUAAGAACU